AUGGUCCUUUCAGUCUAUAUUGCACGUGCUAGUGACGGAAACCCUCUCUCAGGGAGCGUCGAUAGCGACAACAACCGAGAAAUUGAGGAGCAGAAGCAGAAGAUCAAGCUACUGACACGUAAAAUCACGCCGGAGUCGGAGCCGCGGGCCAGCAUCGAGAGCGGCAAGUACUACAUCCACUACCUAAUUCAGAACAACAUUGUAUACUUUUGCAUCACAGACCACUCGUACCCUGCUAAACUUGCUUUUUCGUUUUUAGACGAGCUAGCCAAGGAAUUUUACACAUCGUACGGCGUUGAAGCCCAAACGGUGGCCCGGCCUUUUGCAUUCAUCAAGUUUGACAAUUUUAUUGAGAAGACAAAGCGAUUGUACCAAGACACUCGUGCAACUCAAAACCUGGACCGACUCAACGCUGAGCUCCAAGAUGUGACGCGUGUCAUGACGAAAAACAUUGAGGAUUUGCUUUACCGCGGUGACUCGCUUGACCGCAUGCAGGAUCUGUCGUCUAACUUGCGUGCUGAAUCUAAGAAGUAUGUGCGCCACGCUAAACGUAUCAACAUUGAGGCCUUGAUUCGUCAGUAUAUCCCGGUAAUUGGUCUCUCGCUCAUGUUUUUGUUUCUAAUUUGGUGGAUGUUUCUCCGAUGA
This is a messenger RNA of Magnusiomyces paraingens, 645 nucleotides long. RefSeq lists its product as uncharacterized. The record is from RefSeq and is a predicted model, not a curated record. Gene Ontology annotation, cellular component: ER to Golgi transport vesicle membrane; Golgi membrane; SNARE complex. Bases 1 to 645 code for a protein of 214 amino acids. The transcript has 2 exons. Gene Ontology annotation, molecular function: SNAP receptor activity. NCBI's taxonomy places the organism in Eukaryota, Fungi, Ascomycota, Dipodascomycetes, Dipodascales, Dipodascaceae. Gene Ontology annotation, biological process: retrograde vesicle-mediated transport, Golgi to endoplasmic reticulum; vesicle fusion with Golgi apparatus; endoplasmic reticulum to Golgi vesicle-mediated transport.